Messenger RNA from Scomber japonicus (chub mackerel), 918 nucleotides. RefSeq names its product N(6)-adenine-specific methyltransferase METTL4-like. Lineage: Eukaryota; Metazoa; Chordata; Actinopteri; Scombriformes; Scombridae. Gene Ontology annotation, molecular function: nucleic acid binding; site-specific DNA-methyltransferase (adenine-specific) activity; RNA methyltransferase activity. The record is from RefSeq and is a predicted model, not a curated record. The coding region runs from base 73 to 918 and encodes 281 amino acids. Gene Ontology annotation, cellular component: nucleus; cytosol; RNA N6-methyladenosine methyltransferase complex. The transcript is spliced from 6 exons.
GAGGAGGAGAAGAAGAAAGAGGAGGAGGAGCUGCUUCCCUCUCAGGACUGCAGCCUCUCCGCUCUCUGUGAAAUGGCUAAAGAGCUCCCUCUAGUGGACGAGGAGGAGCAGGAGGAGGAGCAGGAGGAGCAGGCUCAGUCACUUUUGGGGGAGGACGGUGGCUGUACGUCACACCUGGACUUGUUGUCCCGGGUAACGGAGAACAGGUCCGACCGAGCCGCGGUGGUCACGCUGAUGGGAGAGGAGUACGUCAUCCCACCACGCUCGGCCUUCCUGCUGUCUGAUUUCACCAGAAUACAACCGCUAGUCCGCUAUGGAAGGAGGUUUGAGCUCAUAGUUAUGGACCCGCCGUGGGAAAACAAGUCCGUUAAGAGGAGUCGCAGAUACAGCUCGUUACCUUCGUCCCAGCUGAAACGGCUCCCCGUCCCCCUCCUGGCAUCCCCGAACUGUUUAGUGGUUACCUGGGUUACCAACCGGCCGAGCCAUCUUCGUUUCAUCUGUGACGAGCUGUAUCCUCACUGGGGGGUCGAGGUCGUGGCUGAGUGGUACUGGGUUAAGGUCACCACAUCUGGACAGUUUGUGUUUCCGCUGGACUCACAGCACAAGAAGCCGUAUGAGGUGCUGGUCAUCGGCCGAUAUCGCUCCUCUACGACUGACUCCUCCAGCCUUUCAGAAACGUCUGCGGCCCCUGUGGAGGAUCAGCGUUUGAUCGUCAGCGUCCCAUCAGCUCUGCACUCUCAGAAGCCUUCACUCUCAGAGGUGUUGAAGCCGUACGUCGGAGCCGAAGCAAAGUGCCUCGAGUUAUUCGCCAGGAAUCUUCAUCCUGGAUGGACGAGCUGGGGCAACGAGGUGCUCAAAUUCCAACAUACCAACUAUUUCACUUUGACGCCUGCGGACGAUGACGGAGCAACGACCUGA